AUGUAUGUGAGGUCAUUUUUCUUAGUUGGAAUUUUGACGCCUGUAUGGGGCUUUAGUUUUUGGUCUGUAAUUAAGAGUAUAUUGCCUCCUGAUGAUGAGUUAUCGGAUGUAAAGUUAUUAUCUGGUGAUGUAUCGUAUAUUGGUUAUAAUAUUAAACGAAGUCACGUCCGGUUAUUAAAAUCUGCUAAAGAGAAACGAGGAGAGACUCUGGUGGUCAAAGGCGAAUGUUCAGAUUAUCUCGAACCAUAUAAGUAUUUAUUGAAUAUAUCUAUUAGUAUAGAAGUUGAGAUACUGGAUGUAAAUGAUCCCCCUAAAUUCAUCAACUUACCAUCCACAACUAAUGUUUUUGAGAAUGUAUCUACUGGAAGUACGAUAUUUACCAUUGACGCUCAAAACCCUGAUGAUGUUUAUCCAGAAUUUACAAAGAACAAAUUUACAUUGCUGAGCAUUGGUUCUUUAGAUAAACCACAACUAUCAUUAGGGGAAUGGUUUUCUGUUGAUAAUGAUGGAAACGUAAAACUUAAUCAUGAUGUAGAUUAUGAAGAUGGACCAAGAGAAAUUAGGAUUGUUUUCAAGGUUGAGGAUUAUGGAAGUCCUCCAAGAAGAAAUGUGUCAACACUGCUGGUAACAGUUGAUGAUGUGGAUGAUCUUGGUCCAAAAUUCUCAAGAGAUGUGGUGACAUUUGCUAUAAUCGGUGAAAAACCAAUAACGGUGAAGGAGUGUUCUGUAACCUCGCCAAAACUUUAUGCCGAAGAUCAAGAUGCUAAAUCUAAAGCACCGAUUGCCUAUAAACUUAUACAUGAUAAUAAUAACACUAAUCAUUGGUCUAAAUACUUUACUGUCAAUGAAGAAACGGGAGAACUGUGUCAAACUGAGACAGUCAAGUUUACUCUGUCUAAACGUGGAGAUCAAACAGUACAAGAAGGUCCUGGAGAAUUCAACAUCAGUGUCCAGGCAUACCAGAAAGACAAUCCAGAGAAAUCAUGUACAGCUACUAUUGUUGUCACUAUGAAGAACGUUAAUCAAUAUAAACCAACAUUUAAACAGACUAAAUACGAUGUAAUGAUACGAGAAUAUCCAGAGAUAAGUUUAGGUAGUCCUGUAGUCACUGUAGAAGCUGAAGAUCACGACUAUGGACGAAAUGGUGAAAUAGAAUACCGCCUGUCUGUAAACCCGCUAGAUGGAUUUUCAGUAGAUACGAAAACUGGAGAAAUUAAGGUUCAAAAGCCAGAAGUGAUUGACCGAGAAAAUAAUUCUACCAUUACGUUGAAGGUUAGUGCAGUAGAAACAAGAAGUCAUGAUUUGUUUGUCAGUGUACCAGAAGCUGAAAUAACCAUACAUGUUGUUGAUGUUAAUGAUAACUCACCAGUGUUCAAUGGAUCUGAUUUUAAUUUUACUGUGAAAGAUAACCAUCCUGUAGGGACACCCAUACAUGAGUUCGACAAAAGAUUGGUAGCUGAUGAUCCAGAUGAGGAUGAAAAUGGUGAUGUCCAUUUAACAAUAGUUAGUGUACAGAAUACACUUGGAACCUUCUCCUGGAAUGACUUCCAGAGAUUUAGGAUAAACGAUGAAGGAGUAAUAAUACUACAGAGUAGUUUACAAGGUUUAAGACGAGAACAAAUUCUACCAGAAUAUGUAGUGGUUGUUCAAGCUCAAGAUCAGUGUCUUAAUGAAAAGCGACAAAGGAGCAAUACAACUCGAGUAUAUAUUAAAGUAUUAGAAGCCAAUGAUUACCCUCCUGUAUUUGAGAAGAAAUCUUAUAAAGUAGCCAUUAGUGAGGCAGCACCUCUUGGCACCCUUAUUAAUGAAAUUAAGGUAACAGAUCAAGAUGGCGACGAGGAUAUGUUUAUAUCCUAUAAUAUUACUGAUGGUAAUGAUGAUCAAACAUUUAGGAUCACAGAAAAAGGUUUCCUAUUUACAAAUAAAGCACUAGAUAGAGAACUUAUUGACUCAUAUAAUAUAGUUGUAACAGCUUCUGAUGGUAUUCACAAAGUUAACACGUCUAUCUCUGUCAGAGUAAAAGAUACUAAUGACAACCAGCCGGUAUUUCAAACUAGUAUAUUUGAUUUUACAAUACCAGAAAAUGUAAAUAGUGGAUAUGAUAUAGGAUAUAUCGGUGCUAGUGAUGCUGAUGAUGGCCCCAAUGGUCAACUGUUCUACACUUUGUUAGGAGAACACGCAGAUAUUUUCCACAUCUCAGAUGAUGGGUACCUUUCGAUCUCAAGUCCUAGUUUGAUAUUUGACAGAGAGAAAACAGAAGUGUUAAUUCUUCAAAUAGGAGUGGAAGACCUGGGACAGCCUCCACAAAAGGAAGAGGCAGUAGUAAGAAUAUAUUUGGAGGACGUGAAUGAUAAUGCUCCAGUAUUUACCAGGCAGAGAUACCACGUAAAAAUUCCAGAAUCGAAUUUAGGAUCACAGUACAUAAUAAAUAAACCAGUAACUCUGGAUGAUAUUAUAAGCAUCAUAGAUGAUGACGUUGACCAGGAGAACCAUGAUGUAGUCUAUAGUUUACAUGGACUUGGUCAUGAAGAGUUCAACAUCGACAGCACGACUGGUAAACUAUAUAUUAGAAACACUAGUUCAAUUGAUUGUGAACGACGAUCCUUCUACAAUCUAACGGUCACAGCGAAUGAUGGUCAGUUUACCACAUCUGUUCCUUUGAUCUUGGAGAUAGAAGAUCAAAACGACAAUAGUCCAAAAUUUACAAAUAGCAUGAUUUUUAAAAUUAAUCCUGAUAGACCGAUUGGGAGCCUUGUUGGACGUUUAGAAGCUUCUGAUGAUGAUGUUACUGAACAAAACAGUCAUCUGGUGUAUUUAUUAUUGGGAGGAAGCUUGGAUAAAUUUGCUGUCGAUGCCAACACCGGUGAAAUACGAGUGAUACAUGACCUUACCUCAGAACCAUAUCGGCAUAUAUAUCUCCUCAAGAUCCAAGUAGUGGAUUUUGGUCAACCACAGCUCUCAGAUCAUAGUAUCGCUACUAUAACAGUUCCUAUCAAUAAGGCCCCCGUCAUACCAAGACAAUUUGUAUUUAGAGUGAAUGAAUCUUUCCCGGUAUGGUCUAUCGUGGGACAAAUUACAGUGAAUGAUCCUGAUAAUGGAAGGCUACUAUAUGACAUGUCCGUAAAUGAUGAUACAUUGCCAUUCUACAUGGAAAAUAAUGACGGGUUUAUCAGACUUGCUUCCAAAUUGGAUACAGAAGUCAGAGAUAUCUAUUCGUUUCCGGUUGAUAUAGUGAAUCUAGGACAACCAAACUUAACCUUUACAACUACAGUUAUAGUUUAUAUUGAUGAUGUUAAUGAUGAGAAGCCACAGUUCUCAAGUUGGUUUUAUACCUCAGAAGUUCAUGAAACAUCUUCUGCGUCUGCUCCACAUACAGAACCUUUGAAACUGUCUCCAGAUCUGAGUGUAACAGAUGAAGAUGCUAAAGAUGGAGAUCAUCUGUUGUAUAAUUUACGUGGUCAUGGUGCUGAAGACUUCCAGAUAGACCAGAGAACAGGGGAAAUAACUACAAAUAGAUCAGCAGAUAUUGAUUGUGAGAGGCAGUGUGAAUAUUUCGUACAAAUUGUUGCCAGAGAUGAAAAUGGAAAAGGCUUAGAGGGAACAGCAGAGUUGAAUAUUAAAAUCAUUGAUGAAAACGACAAUGCACCGAGUAUAGAAAACGAUAAUUUAACAUUUGUAAUUCAACCUUCACUAUAUGUGGGUUCGACGCUGGCACAAAUAAAAGCUGAAGAUGCUGAUAUUAGUGAUGUCAAUCGACUACUGACCUACACUCUUAUUGAUGGCGGUGAUGGAAAGUUCUUUGUUCAUCCCAGCACAGGUGAAUUGACUUUAUCAACCAGUCUGCUACAAGAACCAGUUAGACAGGAGUAUGAUAUGAUUAUUAUGGUAACCGACUCUGGGCAACCACCAUUGUCAGCUUCAGUAAUGGUAACUGUAUAUGUACCAGUUAAUAUUCCAACUACUGUCAUACCAGUCGUUACUAUAGCUGUACCUGAAGACAGAGUUAUAGACGAUAUUAUUUUUAGUUUCGGUGAUACCAAUGAUACAGAUAAGAAUAUAACGUAUAUAUUGGACUCAGAAAGCAACGAGUUUCUACUCGACGAAGUAACAGGAGAUUUGACAAUAAACGCUACUCUCGAUGCUGAAGAACAUCAGCUGUAUACAUUGGUAGUUUUUACAAUAGAUCAUGGUGAACCAACCUACACUAUGACAACCACAGUCACUGUCAAUAUACAGGACAUCAAUGACAAUCCACCACGAUUCUCAACACAAUCUUAUCAAGCUUAUGUCUCUGAAAAUAAUAACCCCACUGCUCUUACUACGUUGAAAUUGGUACCUCCACUAGAUGUUAAAGAUCCAGAUAUUGCUGCUGAUGAGACGGGUUUGACAUAUGAGCUACAAGGCAGUGGUUCGGAAAUGUUUACUAUUGUACCUAAUACUGGCGAAGUGUACGUGAAAGAUGGAGUAAUUUUAGACUGUGAGCGAGUCUGUGAUUAUCAGUUUGAGAUCUUAUCAACUGAUGAAAAUGGGACUGGAUUGUCAUCAGCAGCUAUUCUGAACGUGAAAGUUAAAGAUGAAAACGACAACGUUCCCGAAUUUCUGACAAAUUUCACUUUCUCCGCAAAACCAUCAGUUCCCAUUGGUCGCGAGAUUGGAACUGUUCAAGCUGUUGAUAUGGAUACAGAACCUAUAAAUCAUCGAUUAUUAUUUUAUCUCACAGGCCUGGGUGGAUAUGGGAAAUUCCAGAUAGAAGCAGAUACAGGAACCAUUUAUACCACCGAUUCCCUACUUCGUGCACCUGUACUAGAAGAAUAUAAGAUCAAGGUAGUUGCUGUGGAUUUUGGUGCUCCUCAACUAACAGCUGAAACCGAUGUUACUAUCAAAGUACCGGUUCACCCAACACCAGAAGUUCCUGAGCAGUUUGAUUUCAGCAUCAGUGAAAAUAGCUAUCCAGGAUCAUUUGUUGGCAUAAUUCAACUUAAUACAACGGAUCAAGUGUAUUUUACUAUGCAGCAUCCACAUGACAAAUUUCUUGUGGAUUUGGUAUCAGGAACCAUAACAACACGAACAUCAUUAGAUGCAGAAGAAACCGGCAUUUUCACUAUCCCAGUUGUUAUAACGGAGAGAAUGAAUCGUUAUUAUAGUGUGACAACAACAGUAUCUGUAGAGGUUGAAGAUGAGGAUGAUAACUUUCCAAUCUUCUCAUCUGAAGUUUACACUGCAUCAAUUAAGGAAGGAGUAUAUGAUUCUGGUGUCGAAUUGGACUUGAACCCACCAUUUGAAGUUUUAGAUGAUGAUGUUACGGAGAGAAAUCAGCAGUAUGAAAUAAAGAUUCUAGACGAGUUCUCUGAUGUGAUAUCAAAUGUGGAUAAUCAAGCAUUGUUUAUAAACAACUUUACAGUUCUGGACAAGGAAGUGAAUUCCGUACUUCACAUUCCGGUUUACUUAACCAGUGCACAGCACCCCGAUCAGUUAACAGAAGCUAUACUGAAGAUCACCCUGGAUGACAUCAAUGAUAAUCUACCUAUUUUUGAACUUCCAAAUAUAAUAAACGUACGUCCAGAUGCGACAGUUGGUUCAAUACUAGGAAGCGUCAAUGCAAGCGAUAAAGAUGCCACUGAACCAAAUAACCAAAUACUGUAUGAACUGAAAUCUGGCGGAGCAGAUAAAAUUGGUAUAGAUUCCAACACUGGGGAACUGAUAUUAGAAGAACCAUUUACAACAGAACCACUGAAAUCGACAUUUACUCUAAUAGUGGUCGCUAGAGAUUUAGGUUAUCCAUCUCUCACAGCUAGAACGUCCGUGGUAAUGAAUGUUCCAUUAAACCAACCUCCUGUUGUACCCGAAAGUGUUGAAUUUGAUAUUGAAGAAAAUGUUCCUUUGGGAAGCAUACUUUCAUCUUUGAAUAUUACUGAUGAAGACAGCUUCCACAAUUUAGUCAUCAAAAUAACCGACACUGGUGUUCCAUUUAUGCUAGAAGACCAAAAGCUGCUAACCACUGAUGUAUUAAAUGCUGAAGAACAGAUGACGUACCAAUUUAAGAUCGUGACAGAAGAUGGAGGAAUUCCUAGUUAUACCAUGACUACCGUGGUCAAUGUUAAUAUUUUAGACAUCAAUGACAAUGUUCCAGUUUUCACUUCUCCUAAAUAUUCUGGAAAGAUAAGAGAACAUGGAACUAACAGUCAUGUGGAGAUUACACCAGCUAUUAAUGUCAUAGAUUCAGAUGCUCUCAGUAGGAAGAAUGAUUUAAAGUAUUCUCUUCAAGGUGAUCAUGAUCAUCAAUUUACUAUCGAUCCAGUGUCUGGUCAUGUUACUGCUAUACAACCAACUAAACUGGAUUGUGAAAUAAAAUGUGUUUACCAGAUGCAGAUUCAAGUAACAGACGAAAAUGGCGAAGGGUUUCAGUCAUCUGUACCGCUGAUAGUAAGUUUGGAAGACAUCAACGAUGAAGCUCCAACAUUUGAUUUCCUAUACUCCGUGUAUAUUAACAUCUCGACAUCAACUGGAAAAGAAGUUGUUCAAGUGAAAGCAGUAGAUAAAGAUAGAGAACAUCCCAAUAACCAUAUAAUUUAUCUGAUGGAAGAUGGUCAAGGCAAAUUUAGUAUUGAUCCGAAUACUGGUCAGAUAUGGUUGAGCCAUUCACUAAUGGAAGGAGGGGUUAAAGAUCGGUAUGUUCUGACUGUAACAGCUAUAGACUCUGGUACACCAAUACAAUCAGGUCUGACAGAUGUUACUAUUAAUAUCGUUAAGAACUCUCGACCCAAUGUUGAUAGUUCUUAUAGGUUUGUGAUCCAAGAAAAUCGAUAUGAGGGUUUUUAUGUUGGAAGAGUCGAAGCUGUAGAUGAAGAUUCAGAACUUACAUAUCUUAUUAAUGAUACAACAGUUCCUUUUAAAAUCGACCAAAUAUCUGGAGAAAUAUUUACUACUAAACGAAUAGAUCGUGAAAAGGUUGAGGAGUUUCAAUUUAAAGUUUUUGUAGUUGAUAAUGGUGUACCUAGGUAUACAGUGACCACUGCAGUAACAGUGACAAUAGAAGACGUUAAUGACGAACCUCCCAGGUUCCAGAAUGGCGAUUAUACCGUCCAUGUACAAGAAAACCAAAUUAUGGAACAUUUGCCAUUAGUACCCAACAUAACUGACGAUGAUGCAACUGAAGGAAAUAGACAGUAUAGUUUCUCAAUGGAUGACCAAAACAGUGAGUUUGCUGUCAAUGAAAAAAGUGGGUUGAUCUCAUUGAAAGUACCAAGAAUGUUUGAUUGUGAGAAAGACAGAAGUUACAGAUUUGACCUUUUAGCAAUUGAUGAUGAUGGUUUAAUCUCGAGGCAAACAGUUACAUUGGUUAUAGAUGAUGUAAAUGAUGAAGCUCCCGUGGUGACUGGCGGAUUCAAUUUCACUGUACAUCCUUCCGCUGCAAUAGGAGAAAAUGUUGGGGAAAUUAUUGCCAGUGAUUUUGAUUGCUCUGAGAAGAAUCAAAGACUCAUGUACAGUAUAAAAAAUGGUGGUCUCAGUAAAUUCAGCAUUGAUUCUAAUACAGGUAAUAUAUCAGUAAUUGAUUCAUUGGUGACUCCUCCAUACCAAGAUGAAUAUGACCUAAAAGUGGAAGUCCUAGAUUCGGGAACACCUCGACUAUCAACAGAAGUAACUGUUACGGUCCAUGUACCAAUGAAUAAAGCUGCAGUUAUUCCACAAGUUGAACAUAUACAAAUGAAAGAAAAUGCUAUACCACCAGCUAUUAUUGGUAAAAUAUCGACAAAUGAUUCUGAUGACCAAGAAAUAUCCACUGGUCAAAUUCAAUUCCUCUUGAAAAAUGAUUCUGUUCCUUUUGAUGUGGAAAGAAUGACUGGUUUUAUCUCCGUGUUAACUGAAUUAGACAGUGAAUCAGUAGACCAGUUUCAGUUUGUUGUGGAGGUGGUGAAGCAGGGUUAUCCUAUAUUGACCUCGUCAUGUUCAGUAAUAGUAGAAAUUAUUGACACUAAUGAUAACUAUCCUGUAUUUAAUUCACCUGAUGGAUAUACCGGUUUUGUUGAUGAGGAUACAGAAUUUAAUGACCCAACAACAUUUAUUCAGUUAAAUCCACCAAUAUAUGUAAGUGAUGAAGAUGCUACAUUAGAAAAUAGAGAUAUAAAAUUACGAUUAAUUGGGAGUGUCGUAUUUGACAUUGAUGAUACUGGAACUGGUCUUAAAGUUAUAAAACCGGGAUCUUUAAACGCCGAAGAUACACCAGUAUAUACUUUAUUGUUAGAAGCACGAGAUAAAGGUGGAAAAGGUCUCUUAACGACAACCAAUGUUACCAUCUACGUAAAGGAUGUUAAUGAUCAAGCUCCAAUAUUUGACCCUAUAGAAAACAUCAGCUUAUCGUAUUUGACUCCCAUUGGUACUAAAGUUGGUGUAGUAACUGCAACAGAUCCCGAUUACUCUGAACAGAACAAUAAGAUAACUUACGUGAUGAGAGAAGGCGGACACGGGAAAUUUGAUAUAGAUCCCGAUUCAGGUGAUGUUAUAGUUGCUGGUAAUUUAGCCAAUGAACCAUGUUUAGACGUCUACACUCUUUCAAUACUGGCAAUAGACAAUGGUUUCCCAAGACGAUCUACCAACAGUUCCCUUCAUAUUAAAGUACCUACCAACAAACCACCAAGAAUAGACCCGAUUAUAAAAAUAACAGUAUUAGAAAAUGAAUUCCCAGAAACCAAUGUAGCCCAAAUCAAUAUUGAAGAUCCAGAUCUUAUUGCCAAUAAAGAAGAAUCCAUAGAGUUUUACAUGGAUGACGUUGGGGCACCAUUUGAACUCGACAAAUACAGUGGAAUGCUGAGAACAAAUGGACCAAUAGAUAGGGAAAUGGUAGAACAUAUGACCUUCAUGGUACGGGUAGUAAAUGAUGGUGCACCACGGUAUACAGCCUCGUCUAUGGUUACAGUAUCUGUCAAUGAUACCAAUGAUAAUCCACCUGUCUUCUCAUCUCCUACUGGUUACCUGGCUUUAAUACCAGAAAAUUUUUCACAGAUGACGCCAGGAUUCAGUGUUCCAUUGAAUACGGAGUUCAGUGUUAGUGAUGACGACAUGACAGAAGACAAUAGAAAUAUUCAGUUAAAACUGGUAGGAAAGGGUGCUGAUUUGUUUGAACUAGACCAAGAAUCUGGAAUGUUGAAGUUAAGACAACCAUCAGCAUUGGAUUGUGAGAUAACAUGUCGCUACGAAUUCAAGUUAACAGCAACUGAUCAAAAUGGACAUGGUCUUUCAACGUCUACCAACUUAACUGUAGAGUUAAUAGAUGAAAAUGAUCAUUCUCCACGAUUCCUAGAUAACUAUACAUUUACUAUCAGUUCAUUGACAACUAAACUUGGUUACAUUGGUAAAGUAGCAGCUGUUGAUGAUGAUGCUACCAUCCAAAAUAAUCAGAUCACUUACCUCUACAAAUCUGGUGGUUUUGGGAAGUUCUUUGUUGAUUCUGAGACAGGCUAUCGAGUGAUCUCAGUAACUAAACAUUUAGUGACACGUACAUAA
Messenger RNA from Lottia gigantea (owl limpet), 9501 nucleotides. RefSeq lists its product as hypothetical. NCBI's taxonomy places the organism in Eukaryota, Metazoa, Mollusca, Gastropoda, Lottiidae. Gene Ontology annotation, cellular component: plasma membrane. The transcript has 48 exons. The record is from RefSeq and is a predicted model, not a curated record. Gene Ontology annotation, molecular function: calcium ion binding. The coding region runs from base 1 to 9501 and encodes 3166 amino acids. Gene Ontology annotation, biological process: homophilic cell-cell adhesion.